UCAUGUGACAGCGCGGCCCGGUGCCAGGAGCCCGGGGGGAAGGCGAGCGGGCGGAGGGCGGGAGCGGGCAGCUCCUCCUCGCACACAGACCCGGAGACACCGCCGAGGCGCCUGAGCCGCGGGGACGCGGGACACGCCGGCCUCGCGCCUCGGUCCCACCGGAGCGCUCCCGCUACUCACCGCGGCCCCCGGCGCUGCGGGAGCCGACGGAAUCGCGGCGCUCUCCGCACCGCCUGCCGAGCAAAUCCAGAUAAAAAGAAGUGUUUGGCUACACAGUUUUGAACAGAACCUCAGAGGCAUCAGAACAGGUGAAUAAAAAAAGAUGCUAAUGUUUGACCCAGUCCCUAUCAAGCAAGAAGCCAUGGAGCCUGUUUCAGUGUCAUACCCAUCCAAUUACAUGGACCAAAUGAAGCCAAACAAAUACGGCGUCAUUUAUUCUACACCAAGUAUGUUGCACAAUAAAUUCUAUUCCAACCCUGAAGGACUAUCAAAUGGAAUCCAGAUGGAGCCAGUGGACCUUACGGUAAAUAAAAGGAGCUCACCACCUUCAACUGGAAGUUCUCCUUCCCCACUAAAAUUUCAGACUGUGCACAGGAGAAGUUCACCUGGAUUGACUCUGUCCUCACCCAGCUCACCUCUCAGUAAAUUUACACCAUCUCCCCCAGGAGUACAGCCUCUCUCUAUGCCAAUAACAAUCCCACCUGUAAUGGCCGCUGCUCUUUCACGCCAUGGACUGAGAAGCCCUGGGAUACUCCCAGUUAUACAGCCUGUUGUGGUCCAGCCAGUUCCUUUCAUGUAUGCGCCCCAUCUCCAGCAGCCCAUCAUGGUGUCCACAGUUCUCGCGGAUGAGAUGGACACUCCAAGUAGCAUGCAAGUGCCUGUCAUUGAGUCUUAUGAGAAGCCCACACUGAAGAAAACAAUCAAAGUAGAACCAGGAAGUGAACCAUCAAAGACUGACUUCUAUCCUGAACAAAUGUCACCUCCAAUGAUGACCUCAUUGUCUCCUCAGCAAGUAAUGUUGCAAGAGAAUCACCCUUCAGUUAUAGUUCAGCCAGGAAAGAGACCUUUACCUGUGGAAUCUCCAGACACACAACGAAAACGCAGAAUACAUCGAUGUGAUUAUGAAGGCUGCAACAAAGUCUACACUAAAAGCUCCCACCUGAAAGCUCACCGAAGAACCCAUACAGGAGAAAAACCGUACAAAUGCACUUGGGAGGGAUGCACGUGGAAGUUUGCUCGUUCUGAUGAACUAACGCGGCAUUUCCGCAAGCACACAGGAAUCAAACCCUUCCAGUGUCCAGACUGUGACCGCAGCUUUUCACGUUCGGACCAUCUUGCUCUUCACAGGAAGCGCCACAUGCUAGUCUGAAUGUCUUCUGUCCCUGACUCCUGCCACACUUUUUUUUGUUUUUUACACAUGCAUUUUAUUUUGGAUUCAGCUGGUCUGGAUCUCUGAGUUUAUACCAUUAAAAGCUUACGUAUGGUCAGUAACAGAUGUUAUCUAACCCUUCUAUGUCCUUGCCACGGGUCAGACCUAAAGAAUGUGAACACUUCUUUUUUUUCUUCUGGGGAUGCUAAGCAAACCCUUUCUGUAUUCAAUAUGUUUAUUGUAUUUCAUUUGUGAAUAAGGGAAUUUUUAAACUAACAGCUUUUGUUGUUUUCUUCAUAUAAUCAACCCAGCAUAUACUGAUAAAAUAGUAAAUGUUAUUGAGUAUUCAAAAUGCUAGUCCUUGCCAGAGACUAUUAUUUAUGUGCCCCGUAAGGGAUGCACUCUUAUUUUAUGCUCAACAAUGCAAUGAAUGGACUCUCCCAGCUGUGUUGAUUUCUGCAAUGUGGUUCAUACAACAGGUUUAGAAAGACAUCUGAUUUAGAAAUCCCCUCUGCCCAAACAGUGAGUAAUACUGAGGAAAUAAAUCUAAACAGUGUAAUUACUUUACAGGAAUAUUGAGUCAUAGUAUCAUUUACCCUAGUCAAGAAGAAAAAUGGGCAGGAAUUGGUCCAUACAUAAUACCAUGCAUCUAAACCAAUGUCAUCUGUGUUACAGUGUAGUAUAUAUCCUUGUUUUUAUUGCAUAAUGCCCCAGUGGAUUUGUUAAAGGAAGACUUUGUGUGACUCUGUAUGUCUGGUUUCUGUGCAAGUGUAUGGAUGGAACGACUUGAAGCUGAGUCGGGGGUUUACCAUUAGGAAAUUCUUCACCUAGAGGGUGGUUGGGCAUUGGAACAGGCUUCCCAGGGAAGUGGUUACAGCACCAAGCCUGAGUUAAGCAUCUGGACAAUGCUUUCAGGCACAUGGUGUGACUUUUGGUGUGCCCUGUGCAGGGCCAGGAGUUGGACUCUGAUCCUGAUGGGUCCUUUCCAACUCAGCAUAUUCUAUAAUUCUGUGAUUCUAUGGUACUCUCCUGUGAUGUGGCAUUAAAUGGUAUUCAUGGAAAUAUACUGCACCUCAUUUCAGGGAUAUAGAUUAUCCCCCUGCAAUCAUGCCCCUGCAUUUCUUUUAAAUAAUUUUUUUCUUGCUGUACUUCAGAAAAAAGCGAUCAUUAAGUCAAAAAUGCUCUGAACUGUAUUGUUGUAUCACUGUAAUACACUACAAUAUUUUAAAUUAUUGAUCCACAAUAUUUUAAUGAGAAUAUAUUAAGUACUUCUGAUGAUAAAUUGAGUCAUAUAUCUGUUUUGGAUAAAAGCAUAUACCAAAUCAUCCAGUUCCUAACUCUGGCUUUUGACUUUGGUAGUCUCUCAAUGGUAGGUACAGCUGCUUCCCUGUGGACAUGUCUAUUGCAUUAAAACCAUGCCCAUUAGUGAACAAAACUCCAUAGCUAAAAGAAACUGAAUUCAAGCAACCUAGUUGCAAUUGCCCCUAGAAAUGUUCCUGUCUGGGAGCCCUCUGAAAGGAAGGUUGGUGUUUGUAUUAGCUGACAGACUUUGUGGCACUGCAAGGAAACAGGAUGUAUUUCUCACCACUUUCACACAUAAGUGCAUUUUCCUUCCUUGCCCUAUGUAAAGUAAGCACCAUUCCCUGUACAUUGAACAUUCUGAAGUUGGCUUUUCCUUUCUUUUGGAAAAACCCAGUGAACAAUGGAGGUGUGAGGGGAGGAAGAGUUUCAUAGAACUCUGCAGGAGACAGAGUUCUAUGAUGGACAGGUGGAGUGUCCAUCUGCAGGUGGGUAUAUUUUGAGCUUGUGGAGCAGAUAGGCUGUUCUUCUAUAACCAGUGGAGCCCAAUACCAAACAAUCUUGAAGAUGCAAGAGUAUGAGUGCAAAGAGCCUUUAUUUGGUGAUAGGACUUUACCAGCUGUUCUGUUUACAUCCACAUGCUUGCAGAAUUAGAGAAGGAGAGGUCUGUACUUCCUGUAGAAAAAUGCUCUGACAGCUAUUGUUCUAUUCCAGCUCCAUACAUCCUCCCCACCUCGGCAGGGCUGCAUCUUGUGUCUUGUAACUCUCCCUCACCUGCUCACCUUUGGUGCUGAAACACCUGGCACAUGAAUGGUUUUUUUUUCUUUCUUGGUGUUAGUGACAUUGAGAAACUUGUAGGAAAGAGACUAAUACUAAUGAGCAGCUGUUCCAGAAUGUGGACUUCCUGUUUUAUUUUAUUUUUUGUCAGUGGUAGCAGAACUAACUCUAGGUUUUAAUGGCAAUUUUGUAAAUCCAAGCACGGCACUGGCUGAGAGGCUGUGUGGAGGGAGCCCUGUGGCAUCAGUCACAAGUCUACAGACAUCUAGUACCCUGUGAUGAAAACAACCAGAUACUAUAAAAAUAAGCACCUUAAUGGCACUGGUCCCAUUUUUACCUUAAAAAAGCAAAUUUAUAAAAUUCAGAAUGUUAAAGGAACAUUUCUUUCUAAUGCUCUGUUUCAUUUCUGAGGCUUACAUAAAAUGUUUUCAUUAGUAUGUUUUCUAAUAUUUUUGAAUCAGUACCCCAAAAGCAGAACUUCUUUGUAAGUAAGAGUUACUUCAGAUAAUUUAGUCUAGGUUAUUUGCCAUGUUAAUUCAUUAGCUUAUGUACCUUUUUCCUGAAAGUAUUUAUGCUAAUGAUGGGGUCUAAUACAGUUGAGAUUGAGCAAAACUUUCAAAUUUCAUCCAUGUGUCUUGCAAAUUAGGACAACAGAAAUUUAAAUAUUAAAUAUAAGUAUUUGAAAUUAUUACAUGAUAAUGCCUUCCUUGUAGGAUUUUUCAGUUGUGUCUGUGGUGUCUUUGUGGGAUGUCUAAAAGGUCACAAACAAAUACACUUUUAGCUGAGUGUGAAUUUACAUCUUAACCAGCUCAUUGGUUCUAUUUAGCAAACUUUGAUUUGAGGGAUACCUUGCAAUUUUUAAAUGUACUCUAUUAAAUACUUUGCAGAACCAGUCAUUCCAUCUAUGCCCUAAAGAAAACCAAUUAAGAUAGAAGAUCCUAAUCCUGAAGAAUGAGUAUGUUUAAAACCUCCCCACCUAACAGUAUUGCACUGUGCAGUGCAUAACAGGUAAUGCUAUUUUACUAAAAUGUGCCUGUUUAGGCCAUUUGAUUAUAAUAAUACUAGUUUAUAAUACAAUUGCAAGAAACUAAGCAGGUAUUAAUGUGUGGGGUUUACUUAAACAUGCACAUGGCAUUCUGCAGUGAUACUUCUAAUGCCAUGUCUUGUUCGAAUAUGUUGUCUCUGCUCAAGGUUAGCAACAUACAGAUGAAUACAAAUCCUUUCUAAAAUAUUUACAAAGCAUUUUACAUCUCUUAAGAGAGCUACACCAUUUUUCAUUAUAUUUUACAGAUAUUAGCACUUAAUGUACUUUAGAAGGUCAAAAUAAUCUUUUUGCUUAGCAUCUCUCACCUGCAAAUAUAGCAAGGAUUUUUAUUUACUUUAAUACUUCUAUAAACUAUGCAGAAUUUUUAAAAUAAAAUGUAAUAUAUUUUAUAAGCUAAUAAGACAAAAUGGCUAAUUAAAGGUUUCUAGCGUGCAUUACUAUAACUUGCAAAUAUGGAGACAUUUUGGUAAUCUUUUCUUAUUAAAGAUGUGAAUGUUUAAUGUACUUUCACUCUUUCUACUUUGGUAGUCCAAUGGGAAUUCAGUAAUGACAUUUUGUCAUGUCAAACUGUGAACAUAAAUUUGUACUGUACAGUCCUCAUACUAUAUUUAGUAUAUUUAGUAUACAGUGCAUAUGUAUUAUACUUGUUAAUAAAACUCUCAGAAUGA
Messenger RNA from Lonchura striata (white-rumped munia), 5158 nucleotides. It is a transcript of the gene KLF3, whose product is annotated as KLF transcription factor 3. Lineage: Eukaryota; Metazoa; Chordata; Aves; Passeriformes; Estrildidae. Gene Ontology annotation, molecular function: RNA polymerase II cis-regulatory region sequence-specific DNA binding; DNA-binding transcription factor activity, RNA polymerase II-specific. The record is from RefSeq and is a predicted model, not a curated record. Gene Ontology annotation, biological process: regulation of transcription by RNA polymerase II.